This is a messenger RNA of Acytostelium subglobosum LB1, 837 nucleotides long. RefSeq lists its product as hypothetical. The annotation marks the transcript as partial. Lineage: Eukaryota; Evosea; Eumycetozoa; Acytosteliales; Acytosteliaceae. The transcript is spliced from 5 exons. Gene Ontology annotation, molecular function: hydrolase activity. The record is from RefSeq and is a predicted model, not a curated record.
AUGGUACAAGUAUUUUGUGUAUCAGAUAUUCAUACGGACUUCCCGUCCAAUAUGGAGUAUAUAAAGACACUACCAGUGGUGGCCGAUGGUAUACUCAUUGUUUGUGGUGACAUCUCAGACAACAUCAAUAUAAUGGAAUCAACAUUGAGUAUACUAAGGACAAAGUAUCCUAUUGCUGUAUUCUUCACACCUGGUAACCAUGAGUUAUGGGUUGGAAGAUCUGACAAUUGUCCAGACUCAAUGGGUAAGCUUGAGGCAAUCUACAAUAUGUGUAGACGUAUUGGUGUUUAUGUUGCGCCAACUAGAAUCAAUGAACAUCUUGCAAUCUUUCCAAUGCUUGGAUGGCAUCAUCCAUCAUUCGAUGAAGACUGGGAGUACCUCCAACCUGCAGAGCAACAAGAGAUCUACGAGAACUUGAAGCCUCGUUGGGGAGACUUUAGACAUUGUAAAUGGGACAUACCAAAUACAGAGGUGGCAGGAAGAUUCCUUAAAGUGAAUGAAGCAUUGAUAGAUGGCUUUAGGAGAGAUAAUGCAAGUAACUAUCCAAAGAAUGUAAUCACCUUUACACACUUUGUACCAAGACGUGAGUUGUUACCUCCCAAGAAGGUACUCAUACAUAAGUUCCUGCCAAUGGUUGUUGGAACACUCGAGUUGGACAAACAAUUGCGCAGGGCCGGAUCGACCGUACAUGUGUUUGGUCAUACUCAUAUCGAUUACGAUGUUGUAAUUGACAAUGUAAGAUAUGUACAGAACGCAUUUGCUACACCAAAUGAGCGCGAAGGUUGGAAGAAGGCUACCAUCACUGGUCCAUAUAUGCCCAAGCUCAUAUAUCAUGAC